GAUCAUAAAAGCUCCUCAAAAACUGAUCACAUUCACAACACAAAGCUCAAGUGUGCACGUGCACCGCUCGUAGUUUGGUCGAAUAGAAAGAAAAAGUUAAGAGAGUUGAUGAAGACAAGUAGAUCUCACACGCGCUCUCACUUUCACCUCACAUUUCACAUUUCACCAUCUUCUGCAUGCAAAGUAGAGUCCACUAAUCCAGUCCAUGUGUACAUAGAACCUGUUUGUAUAAAAGCCUCUAAGAGCAAAGCAAUACAUAUUGGGCGCUACCUUUUCUAUAAUGCUUUUGGCCUUUUUCGUUUUUGUCCAACUUUGUGUCCCACGAAUGUAAACAAAAACCAAAAGAAGAUCACUUUAAAAUAGAUAUACCUUACUAAACCAUUCAUUCUCUUUGUGAUAUUAGGCCACUUCAAAGUAGUGAUGGAGCUGGAUCAAUGCAGUCCUUUCAAUUGGGGUUUCUGCUAUGAAGAAGAGGGAAUGGAGGAGUUGAGGUAUGGUCUUUUGCAUACCACUUUGGAGCUAGAGACAACAAUUUUAUCAGCAAAGGAGGAGAUCACAAAGAGAGAAGAAGAGCUCCUUCAUCUCAAAGAUCUUCUGUGUAAAGCUAUAAGGGAGAGAAAUGAAGCUCAAUCAGAAUGCCAGAAGCUGAUGUUUGACAAUCUCAUACUCAACCAACAACUACAGAAAAGGCAGAGCCAUCAUGAUCAUGCUCAGCAUCUAAAACAGCCACAAGAAGAAGUAGUAUUUGCUUCACUCAAUGAGGAAGAUCCAAAAGGCAGUAAAUCUAAUCAGCAUUAUGGCACUUCUGAUACUACUGAUGAAAACAUCCUAAUUGCAUCUCCAGAUAUAGAAUCAGCAGUUCUGCAGCCACCAUUGUUGUCAUCGCCAUUGCCACCGGCUGUCAUGAAGUUGGUUGAGGGAAAGCCAUUGCCAGAGAAAGGGAAGCUUCUUCAAGCAGUGAGAGAAGCUGGACCACUCCUUCAAACUCUCCUUCUGGCUGGACCUCUGCCUCAAUGGCAGCACCCUCCUCCUCGUCUUGACACCAUCGAUAUCCCACCAGUUGCCAUUUCUCCUCCACCAUCACGCCUUUUACAGCACCAAGAAUCUUGCAUUUCUGUCAAUGAUUGUUUCGGUAAGAAGAGGAGUCUAUCACUUUGUGAUGGCCCUGAUUUUUGCUCCAAUACUACUAAGUACCAAAAAGUUGUUCUGGAUUGACCAAAGGCUACAAAGGUAGUACUUCUGCAUAAUUUUGUAGCAUUGCCAUUAGUCCUUUUCAUAGUGUUAAAACAUUGAAAACCAUCAGCAUGAAAUAUUGAUGGUUUUAAUUCUACGUAUCAGUUUAGCUAGCAGAGAGAGUACUAUAUUCUCCAAUUGGAAAUGAAAAUCUAAACUUUCGUGUA
Molecule: messenger RNA, 1400 nt
Organism: Ziziphus jujuba (common jujube)
Lineage: Eukaryota; Viridiplantae; Streptophyta; Magnoliopsida; Rosales; Rhamnaceae
Exons: 2
Coding region: 421-1215 (264 amino acids)
Source: RefSeq, a predicted model, not a curated record